AUGGGAUCCUCUCGAUCAUCCAGCAACAUGAUGUCACGACUUGCAUCUGUUGAUGCAUUCUCUUCAGGGACGCCUUCAACAUCAAACACAGCACGCUCUUCUAAAGCGUCCAAUUUAACAAACACUGACACAAGGUCAUCUAUGUCACGACUCCAAAGGUCAAACACGUUCAACAAAGCAGUGCAUACAAUUAAUGAUACCACUAAUGUUCACUCCUCGUCAUCAACAAGAUACUCAAUGGUAAAUGUGUACACAAAAACACAGAACUCGAAGAACCAGUCAACAGUUGCCACAUCUCUGCCAAGUUUGUCACGGAACUCUGACUUUGCUAUCGAGGGAGUCUGUCCUUUAAGAUCACCAAGUUUAUCACCUAGUGUGCCACCUCAUAUUGUUGCCAGUGGUGACUUAACAAGUCAUAAUAGCCUGUCAACAACAUUUACUUGUGGAUCCCCAGUGGGUACAGGUCAGAAGAUGAGUUACGCACAGGUGGUAAGCACUCCACAGAGGGUCUCACCACGGACUCCAUUGUUCAUGUAUCAGCGAUUCCCCAGUUCCAUUCAACUUGGAUGUUGA
Saccoglossus kowalevskii is the source of this 573-nucleotide messenger RNA. RefSeq names its product putative GPI-anchored protein PB15E9.01c-like. NCBI's taxonomy places the organism in Eukaryota, Metazoa, Hemichordata, Enteropneusta, Harrimaniidae. The record is from RefSeq and is a predicted model, not a curated record.